AUGCUUAACGUCGAAAUUAAAAUAGCCGUGACUUCAGUAAGUGCUUUACUGACUACCGUUCAACUUUUUGUUCUCGUUCGUCUUGACUCUGUCGAGCAACUCUCAUGCACCGCUGGCGUACUUACAAAAAGAUACUCACCUACCCAGUCUAAACUUAAUCAACUCGCUGAUACAUUUAUAUGCGGUGACGGAAAAGACCCAGUUCAUGAUGUCAGGUCAAACAUUCUUGACUUCUGCCGCUUCUUCUCCACGUCAUCGUUAUUCAUGGGCAACGGCGUCUCCAGUGAGAUGCAAAUUUUUGCUGACGGCGAGAUGGAAGCAGAGCUGAAGCGUCUUGGCGGUACAGGUGAUGCUAGCGUGAAAGAACUGCUAGGAAAUGGGUACCAUGAUGUAGUCAAAGCGGUGAUUCGCCCAAAACGUGCGCUCUACGACCUGAGCGAGCUGGGACCGGAGUGCUUUCAGAUUGCAGGACUAUCUGUGGAUUCAACAGAAGACGAUGAGACGCAGGCUAGACGCAAAGACUUUGAUGUGUAUAAUGAACGCGGUCUGCGCGUUUGCUGCUCGCACUGGCAGCUUUUUCUAAAAGAUAGCAUCACUCCUGCUAAAACACCCUGCUUAAUUUAUCUACACUCCAACAUUGGAUCACGACUAGAUGCUCUGCGCGUGCGCGAUCUGGCACUAAAGCGCGGUUUUUCAGUGUUGGCCUUUGACUGCUGCGGUUCGGGGCUGUCGGAUGGCGUCUAUGUGACAAUGGGCUGGAACGAAGCGCUGGAUUUGUUUUCAGUAUUACAAACUCUUGAAAACGAUGAGUCUGUCUCGGACAUUUGUCUGUACGCGCACAGUAUGGGAGUAUUUCCUGCAGUUACCAAUGUGGCCAUUCGUGCAGCAGGGGCGGCAGACAAGAAGAUGCAGGCCAGAUUAAAUACGCUGCCGCAUGUCAUGCGAACUGGACAAAGGCUACACAAACCGAUUCGAGCUAUUGUAUUGGACAGCGCUUACGCCUCUGUGCGAGAGGUAAAUGAAGGUUUGUUGCGCGAAAUGCAGAUGGAAGGGUUUUCUGUGCCAAAGGCAGUAACUAAAGUAGCAGUGGCUGCAAUCAAUAAGAGUGUCAAGAAACGCACCGAGGUAGACCUUGAGCUACUCAGUCCCGGUGACUUUGUCGAGCUAUGUUAUGCUCCUGCACUUUUCGUAGCUGCAAACAGUGAUAGAUAUGUGUCUAAAGAACAAAGCAACGACCUUGCUGUCAAAUACUCCGGUCCGACGGAGAUUCUUCGGGUCGAAGGAGAGCAUUAUGACGCUCGCGAUGCAACUGCGUACUCAAAAGCGAUAGACUUUCUUUAUGCCGUGAUAAAUCCGAGAUUGUAG
Messenger RNA from Plasmopara halstedii, 1365 nucleotides. RefSeq names its product serine protease family. The transcript has 5 exons. The record is from RefSeq and is a predicted model, not a curated record. Lineage: Eukaryota; Oomycota; Peronosporomycetes; Peronosporales; Peronosporaceae. Bases 1 to 1365 code for a protein of 454 amino acids.